AUGAGAACGUCAACUCUCUUCAACGUCCUAUCGGGGGCCGCCGUGGUGGCGGCGGGUGUGCUGGCGAUGGACCUCGGCGACGAGAUGCGCAUGGGAUGGAAGUAUGGCCUACUGCCGCGGCAGACGACACAGAACCUGCAGACUUUCGAGGGGAAUUUGGGCGGUGUACAAGCGUCAGCGAUUACCAAGUCAAAUGACCCUAGUAGACCGUUCGAGGUCGACGGUGAUACUUUUCCCGACUUCAACACCGCCGCGGGCCGAUCUUGCGACAACCAGAAGAACAAGUGCUCACAAGCAGCCAACAACGGGCCGCAAAAGUUUGAGGUGACCAAGUGUGACGAGCAAGCUGAGCAAUGCAAAAAUACAAUCGACACAAUCACAAAGCAGAGCUUUAGCGACCCCGUGUUUUCGGGUACGGUGGGAGAUUUUGACAUCUUUUGUGAUCCUUGA
This is a messenger RNA of Colletotrichum costaricense, 450 nucleotides long. RefSeq lists its product as uncharacterized. The coding region runs from base 1 to 450 and encodes 149 amino acids. The transcript is spliced from 4 exons. The record is from RefSeq and is a predicted model, not a curated record. Lineage: Eukaryota; Fungi; Ascomycota; Sordariomycetes; Glomerellales; Glomerellaceae.